UCUUUGAUAUGCACAGUGGCAGGAGACAGUCGUUUGUUUACACUUGUUGCAAUGGCGACCAUCACUGAGCUGAAGUGUGCCGUGAGGGAAACGCUGGAGUCCCGUGGUGUGCUGGCCCAGCUGAAGGCUCGUAUCCGGGCAGAGGUGUUCAGCGCCCUCGAUGACCAGCGUGAACCCCGUCCGCCGCUGUCCCACGAAAACCUGCUGAUCAACGAGCUCAUCCGAGAGUACCUGGAGUUCAACAAGUACAGAUACACGGCAUCAGUACUGACAGCAGAGUCAGGCCAACCUGAAGUUCCCUUGGACAGACAGUUCCUGGCAAAUGAGCUGAAAGUCACAGAGGAUACAAGCUCCAAGUCUGUACCUCUUCUCUAUGGCUUGGUGUCCCACUUUGUGAACAGCGGUGAUAGUGGUGGAAAGAUGUUUCUGCGGGGUGCCUCUCUGCCAGCUGGUGCUACUGCGAGCAACACAGUACCUCGACCUGAUGCCUAAAAGUUAAUGCACUGAGGACUGGAACAGCAUGGACUACAAAUACACUUUAUACUCCUAAUAGACGGCAUGAAAUGUUGCAGCACCUUGAAGGAUUUUAGUGAUAUAAUGUUUCUCUUCUGCAGUUUCGUUGUUUUUCACACUGUUCUCACCUGAGUAAAGUUGUAAGUUGCCAAUGAUCCCAAAGGGCCUUUUUUGCUUAGGUUUUAAUAUCUGCCUUUAGGUUAUUUAGCAUCAGUCAUGGUGACACUGCUUGCAGGGAUCCAUAUUGUUUUGUCAAUGAUUACAAAUAACAUUCCUUGUUGUCUUCUCCAUUUAGAUGUACAAAUAUUUGAUACUUUUAUAUUGUGUUUUACUUGUUCAAAAAUAAAUGUUUUAUAUUUAUACACUA
Dicentrarchus labrax (European seabass) is the source of this 880-nucleotide messenger RNA. RefSeq names its product centrosomal protein 20 (gene cep20). Gene Ontology annotation, cellular component: centrosome; ciliary basal body; motile cilium. NCBI's taxonomy places the organism in Eukaryota, Metazoa, Chordata, Actinopteri, Moronidae. The record is from RefSeq and is a predicted model, not a curated record. Gene Ontology annotation, molecular function: protein binding. The coding region runs from base 52 to 492 and encodes 146 amino acids. Gene Ontology annotation, biological process: microtubule anchoring; cilium assembly. The transcript is spliced from 4 exons.